UUCCUCGAGCGCCAGUGGAACUACGGCCGUCGCGGUCCCCGCUCAUGCCUCUGUGCUCCGCCAGUGCUCCCCGCUCCCAGCGACGACGUGGAACAGCCACAUCCCCCCUGUAAAAUGAGGGGAGCGGGAUCUCCGCGCGGGCGGCGGGAACCGCUGUUACGCCUGUCGGAGUUGGGCAUGGAGGGAGGUGAAACAGCCACCUGAACGCGGAGAAACACCCGAACCGACAACAAGUAGUCUCGCCUGGCAGGACGGCACGGAGAGCGGCUAGUGCUGGAGCCCGCCCGGGAACAGAAGCCGCUGUCGCUCCUCCGGCAAAGGCAGAAGCUCGUUCCCCACGGACCUGCCGGCGACCGGCUGCCCAGCGACCGGCGCGCCCCCCUCCCAAUCCCUGCUGCCGCCUCCCGCACUCUCCCCAGUCAUGUCCCACCCGGAGCGAUGGGGAAGCUCGAGGACAACGAGAGGGUGAUCCUCAACGUGGGGGGCACGCGGCACGAGACCUACCGCAGCACCCUGAAGACCCUGCCGGGGACCCGCCUGGCUCUGCUCGCCUGCGAGUCCCAGAGCGAGUCCCCGGGCGGCGAGGAGCCGCCGGCGCCCCCCAAUCCGCAGCCGCCUCCGGCGGGCGGCUGCCCGGAACCUGGCAGCGGCUGCAGCCCCCGUGGCAGCGGCGGCGCCAGCGAGUUUUUCUUUGACCGGCAUCCGGGGGUCUUCGCCUAUGUACUCAACUACUACCGCACCGGCAAGCUGCACUGCCCCGCCGACGUCUGCGGGCCGCUCUUCGAGGAGGAGCUGGCCUUUUGGGGCAUCGACGAGACCGACGUGGAGCCGUGCUGCUGGAUGACCUACCGCCAGCACCGCGACGCAGAGGAGGCCCUCGACAUCUUCGAGGCACCCGACCUGCUGACGGGCGAGCCGCCCCCCGACGGCGACGACGAUGACUUGGCCGCCAAGAGACUGGGCAUCGAGGACGUGGGGGCGGCCGCCGAGGGCAAGGGUGGGCGCUGGCGGCGGCUGCAGCCCCGUGUCUGGGCGCUCUUCGAGGACCCUUACUCCUCCCGUGCCGCCAGGUUCAUCGCUUUUGCUUCUUUAUUCUUCAUCUUAGUUUCAAUCACAACCUUCUGCCUGGAAACACAUGAGGCUUUCAACACUAUUAUAAACAAAACUGAGCAGGUCAUCAACGGGACAGAAGCUGUGUUACAGUAUGAGAUUGAGACAGAUCCUGCACUGACAUACGUGGAAGGAGUCUGCGUGGUGUGGUUUACAUUUGAAUUUUUAGUACGUGUUAUUUUUUCUCCCAACAAACUUGAAUUCAUCAAAAACCUCUUGAAUAUCAUUGACUUUGUGGCCAUCCUGCCCUUUUACCUAGAAGUGGGCCUGAGUGGGCUCUCCUCCAAAGCUGCUAAGGACGUACUUGGUUUCCUCAGGGUGGUAAGGUUCGUCAGGAUCCUCCGGAUUUUCAAGCUCACCCGGCACUUCGUGGGCCUCAGAGUGCUAGGCCACACUCUGCGAGCCAGCACCAAUGAAUUUCUACUGCUGAUAAUAUUCUUGGCACUUGGUGUUUUGAUAUUUGCCACUAUGAUCUACUACGCAGAGCGGGUGGGAGCCCAGCCUAAUGACCCGUCAGCGAGUGAACACACACAGUUCAAAAACAUCCCUAUCGGCUUCUGGUGGGCUGUAGUCACGAUGACCACCCUGGGAUAUGGGGAUAUGUAUCCACGGACUUGGUCAGGCAUGCUGGUGGGAGCCCUGUGUGCACUGGCAGGAGUGCUCACCAUAGCCAUGCCUGUGCCUGUGAUAGUUAACAAUUUUGGGAUGUACUACUCCCUGGCCAUGGCAAAGCAGAAAUUGCCAAGGAAGCGAAAGAAGCACAUCCCUCCUGCUCCUCAAGCCAGCUCACCCACCUUCUGCAAGACAGACUUGAACAUGGCCUGCAAUAGCACACAGGGUGACAUCUGCCUGGGCAAGGACAACCAGCUGAUGGAACACAACAGAUCAUCAGUGUUAUCAGGUGAAGACAGUGCAGGAAGUGAGCAGCCACUCUCACCUGGUGAAAGGCUCCCUCCCAUCAGACGUUCUAGUACAAGAGACAAAAACAGAAGAGGGGGAACAUGUUUCCUACUGACAACAGGUGAUUACACGUGUGCUACUGAUGGAGGGAUCAGGAAAGUGUUGUACAGAAUUUAUCAUGGAUUUUUGACUGCUGAAAAAGGGACAAUGGAAUUUAGCCAUACCAAGGACUGUACUGGAAAGAGACUGCUGCUGCUGAAUGGACCCUGAUAAACGACUCACAUCUUGAGGAGGUCACUGAGACUUUGCGUGUGAAGCAGAGCUUGUUAAAGAAGAUGAGAGACUGCUCAUAAUUACUGCUGCCAGAGGAAGGGGUGACUAGUCACUAUUGAUGAGUCAGUGUAAAUAAAAUGUGUGUGCAUGGAAAAUCAGUUUUUAUCUAUAUCAAGGAAAGCUGAAUUCAUGUCAUCAUUGCUAAGGCUCCAUGCAAAGACCCCCACCCCUGUGUUUAUUAUUCCUGGCUCCUGCAGUAAGCUGUGCUGUGGAUCAUACAAAGACACAUGUUUAAUAACGAUAGUGAUGUAAACUACAUCUGUCUUGACUUCUGUCAUACUAAUGGCACAUAUUGCAAAACUCACAAAUUUGAACAGAAUAGGUUUGCAUAAGUCCUUGCUUUCUCAGUUUGCCAUGACCUAAAUUGUUAUGAAUUGUAGUGUACCUGCCAAGUCCUAAGUUUACUUUUCACUUUGAUAACAAAAAUGUGACUGCAGACAAACAUCACUGACUUUGUUCACAGCACACAGUCUUCUUUCAUUGUUACCUCAAACUAUAAGUAUUAUCAGAAAUAAAAUUCUGGCAGCAAGAAUAUUUUGUGGUUUUUUUUUUUUUAAUACAAAGUGUUGCAAACCAAACAUCAAUAAGUAUAAAAAUUGUAUUAAAAUUAUAUUCUACAAAUGUAUAUUUUACAGAAAAUAUAUAUUCUUUGAUAAGUUAUUUUCUGUGAUUUUUGUGGUAAAUAUAUCUAGUCUAUUCUAUGUUUAUGAGACACUGUAGUGCUACGAUGUGGUAAUUAUGUUCUCUCCAUCCUAUUCAGUGGGAAAUUCACCAGAAUCUGUUUUGUCACCCUGGUGUCCCGAUUGUAGGGACCUGUCCCAGUUGUGAAACUCUGUAUCGUGGAACUUCUGUGAACGUGUCAAGGUGCAUGCACAAUCCUGGUGGAAACCAGUGGAAAUGUAAUACGUGAAUUGGAGAAUAAAAGGCAAAAGACCUGGGGAGCAACUUGGAACAUA
Molecule: messenger RNA, 3299 nt
Organism: Vidua macroura (Pin-tailed whydah)
Lineage: Eukaryota; Metazoa; Chordata; Aves; Passeriformes; Viduidae
Gene: KCNC2
Product: potassium voltage-gated channel subfamily C member 2
Exons: 5
Coding region: 439-2280 (613 amino acids)
Biological process (GO): protein homooligomerization; potassium ion transmembrane transport
Cellular component (GO): neuronal cell body membrane; dendrite membrane; voltage-gated potassium channel complex
Molecular function (GO): protein binding; delayed rectifier potassium channel activity
Source: RefSeq, a predicted model, not a curated record